Molecule: messenger RNA, 987 nt
Organism: Pseudogymnoascus destructans
Lineage: Eukaryota; Fungi; Ascomycota; Leotiomycetes; Thelebolales; Thelebolaceae
Exons: 4
Coding region: 1-987 (328 amino acids)
Source: RefSeq, a predicted model, not a curated record
AUGGCGAAACGCAAGGCACCUGAAGAACUCUCCACUAAUUUGAAUACUAUCAAAGCUCGUAACCGCGUCUCCAACCUUACUGAAGAUGAGAAGGCUGUUCAUUUAGCACUCAAGGCUGACCAUGGUGAUCUGAGCUACUACUUAAAGAAGUUAUACAAGUCUGCAAAGUAUAUCGCUGCCUCUGCUGAAGACAAGACACGUCUACAGAAUGAAUUGAAGGUUGAGCGUAUUCGUGUUCGGACUGAAAAGGGCACCCAUGCAUCUUGCAUUGCGAAUCAGAAAGUCAAGAAUACUAGCGCCCCUUCUUCUUCUCCACAAGCCCCACCAUCUACUCCGCCACAACUUCUGUCUGAGCUUGCUGCAUUUGAGGGUAUCACCAGUAUCCCAAUCGAUGACGAUCAUAACAGCGAAUGGGAGGAUACUGAGGUUGAAGACGAUUUAGAGUUGGAGCUUAUGUUACGGCGCGACGAUAUUUUAAAUGACGAGGCUGUUCUACCAGAUGAGCUUUCUGAUGAAGAGAUCGCUAGCAUCCAGGCUCUCUUAACUCAAGCACGCAUUGAUGCCCAUGAAGAGUCCAAUUUCCGCAAGUGGCAACAUUUCUGGGAUAGCUGUAUCCGCUCAUAUACGAGAAAGGCUGGAAAGCUGAGAAAGAAGCCUGAGCAUCUCUUUGAAUAUAUGCCAUGGAUUGAUGUAGAAGAAGGCACUUUUCACAACGUUAUCCCACCACAUAAAUAUUUCUGUUUGUACGAGCAGGCAGUUUGGACAAACUUUACAGCUUGGAAGUUUGGAAAGUGGGCCCAAUUACCAGGACCUGCGCAGUGGUACCCAAAGUCUUACAAUCUUGCCGACAACGGAUGGUUACAAGUCUCCACUCAUAGUUCUAGCUUCAAAGAGGCGUUCUUACUUGUCUACUCUAAGAAAUUUGAUAAGGAAAAGUGGGCUAAGGUAUCAGCUGCACAGGAUAUGUUGUUUCUGGAGUUAGAGUAG